GCAGCAGUAGGCUCAGCCUAUGCGCUAAUAGUUUGUCAGUCAGUUUAAUUAAAAAAUAGACAUCUGGUAAAUUUACAAAACUACAGUUACACAUUAGGUAUUUAAUGUGAGGACCUUAGAAGUAUAGUUGUCUAGCUUUGAAAACCGUCCCUUUCACUUUUUGAUAUUUGUUAUGAGUUAUUUACCUGCUGUGGUUGUGGCUGUAGGUUAGGUUACAGUCAGCUGAUUCUGUGUUCAUGUACUCUGUGUUCAUGUACUAUCACACUGCAUUUUGUCAGUACGUCUUCCUGUGCGUUUAUUUAAUAGUGGCUGGCAAGUUUUACCAUACUUUUCCCAUACCAUAGUUUACUCGGGUUUGCCAUGGUUUAAUAUGCUUUAACACACCUCCUUUACAAUGCUUACCUAGGCUUUACCAUUUUUUCACUGUGCGUUAUUACACUUUUGCUUUGCUUUUUACUACAGGAAACUUUUAUAAAGGUUACUCUUUAGACCUUCUGAAAGCAGUCAGGCGCACCCCCAGAAGUCUUUCACAUGGUACGCACAACCGAACCACACCGACAUCCCAUCUUAUGAAAGCAACGACUCAGCAUCACCAUGUGGCGGGGUUCGGCUGCCAGGCCUUCGCCAUCCUGUUUGACGACAUCGACCACUCCCUUUGCCAGGCGGACAAAGAAGCCUUCUCCUCAUUCGCUCAUGCAGAGGUCUCGGUAGCCAAUGAGAUUUUCCACUACUUGGAGAAACCUGACAUCUUCCUUUUCUGCCCUACAGAAUACUGUGACGCUCUCUGUUAUCCCAGUCUGUCCAAAUCCACCUACCUGAGGACAGUGGGAGAGGAACUGCACCCUGACAUCGGGGUCGUGUGGACAGGUACGAAGGUGAUCUCAAGGGAGCUGUCGGUGGAGUCCCUGGCUGGGGUGGAGGAGGUGCUGCGGAGGCGCCCACUCAUCUGGGAUAACCUCCAUGCCAACGACUACGACUCCAAGCGCGUGUUCCUCGGCCCCUUCAAGGGGCGCCCUGCCCGCCUGGUCCCCUGUCUGCGAGGCCUGCUGCUCAACCCCAACUGUGAGUUCGAGGCCAACUUCAUUGCACUGCACACCCUGGCCAGCUGGUACCGGAGUGGCUCCAGCUGCACUGACACAGCAGAGGAUCAGCAGCAAGAAAAGGAGGAGGCGUGUGAGAGGGAUAAGGGGAAGCAGACAGAGACACAAGCACACAAGGGGUCUCGGCAGUCACUGUACUGCCCAGAGGAGGCGCUGACUCGAGCCAUACAGGAUUGGAUGGAGGAGAUUGCCAAGCCACUGCAGCCAGGAAGACAAAGCUGUCAAGUGGAGAAACAAUCACCAGUGAAUAACACUGAACCAAAGAGGGUCACUGAGGGUGCAGAGCCUGAUAAAACCACCAGGGGGGGCAGUCACAAACUAACCCACGGUGCUCUCAAGAACAGCCCCCCAAGCAGCCUCUCCUCCCCCUCCUCUCCUGCUCAGCAGGGAGAGACAGGGCCAGGGGGCGGCACAGAGCCCGAGGAAGAAGAGUGGGGCAAAGCAGAGCAGCAGAGUUUACUCAAUGGGGGUGAGACAAGCAAUGAGAAAGAGAGGCAGAGCGACGGGGAGGGGGAGAGGUUAUGGAAGGAGAAGGGAUGCAGGGGAGAAGUAGUGCAGGCCUGCGAGCCCCUCACCCCAGCCCAGGUUAGGUUGCUUGUAGGGCUGUAUUACCUGCCCCAUGAACACGGGGCAGAGGGGCAGAGGCUCCUGAAGGACUUCCAGUGGCUGAACAGCAAAAGCGACUGUGUCAGCGUCAAUGUCAAGAAGACCGAGCCCAGGAAGGUGGAGGAGUGGCGGUCCCGUGCGCUCCAGUUCCAGCUGGCCUGUGACAGUAUCUCACAGCUGCACAGCUGCUUCGUCAGCUCCUCUAACCGGGCCGUGCUGUACGACCUGUACCCCUACCUGUGGGACCUGCGCAACACACUGCUGGUGGCCAAGGCCUUCGUCAUGUGGCUGGAUGGGCGGGUGCUGUGUGACCACUACUCCUUCAGUUCUUGGAGGAACUGCUUUCACUGGUGCCGUAGCAAUGCCUCAGUGGACUUGCUGGGGGAGUCAGAGCCGUGGGUCUUCAAGGGAGGCAUUGCUGGAGAAUUCCAGAUGAUGCUGCCGAUGGGAACAAAUAUCGAACUGUUCAACCCCCCGCCCCCCAUAUUCCCGUCCACUAAACUCUACAGCAUUCGCCCCUUCCUCCCAAGGGACAAGGUGGAGCUGUAUCGAAUCUGCAGACGGCUUCACUGUAAAACCAGAGACAGUCCUGAUGCCUCGCAGUGCCACCCUGACCUCGUUGGGGACAGACUGCUGGGCGCAGCCCUGAGUCUGAGCCCUGAGUACUGCUUUGUGCUAGAGGAGGAGGAGGAGCUGUGUGGCUGUGCCCUCGGAGUGCUGGACAUCAAGACUUUCCACAAGAAGUGUGAGGCCACCUGGCUACCGGCCAUGAGGGAGAAAUACCCCAAAGCCACCGCCACCACUGCCCCUGGCCGGACACUCGCACAGGAAGCUGUUCUGUUUUUCCAUUCUGAGAGGCCCAGCUACCCAGACUCGCUGCUCCACCACUUUCCUUCCAUGGUCCAGCUGGACGUACUCCCCCCUGACUUGCUGCUGGACACCAGCGUGACCCGAAGCCUCGCCACCUGCCUGCUCUCGGCUCUCAAAGCGAACGGUUCCAAGGGUGUGUUUUGCGAGGUUCUGCCUACGGACCGGACGCGACUCGAGUUCUUCACCAAGCUCGGCUUCCUGGAGAUCUUCGGCAGUGAUGCACUCACGCGGGAGGACAUCGUGCUGGGCAGGUUGCUCUAACACUCCUCUCUGGGGCAGGACAGGCAGUGCAGGCAGACAGACCUGCUUCAUACUGCACUGUACACAGUCCUAUCAUGGUUACUGUUUGGGUUGUCUGUAACCCUGCUUGUUUGGCAUACGUUGAACUGACUGGUUUCUGAAGAGCCAAUAAUGUAAACUUGCACACUAAAAGACACUGAAAGACACACACAGACACACUAGACAGGCACACACAUGCAGGGCAUGGACACAUAUAGAUACACACAUGCUGGAGACAAACAUUCAUACAUAAGGCAAAAACACAAUCGAGAGACAUACACACAAGACAGAUACAUACACUACCUUCACCCCAUAGACACACAGCACGCAUUACACAAAUGCAUAACAACGUCUGGAUACUCUUCUGGCAAGAACAUUUGGUUAAGGUUUGUUUUGUGGCUUCUUUGGGAGACCGGAUUAUGCUAGCUUCACACACAGAGUCUGCAUGCCAACGAGACUUCUCCCAACAGGGAGAUGUUCCUUUCAGGACAGAAUUAACAGAGCUACUCAACUCAAAACCAAACCUGGAGAACUGGUGUUUUGGGUUUACAGUGUGUACUGUUGUCUCUAACACUGGGAGAAUGUACAGUGGCUUUAUGUUUUAUUUUGACAGAUGAGUCUUUUUGUUUAACGUUCUAAUCGUUUUCUAUAUGCCUCUAGUCUAAUCAGUCUGUGUUUUGAACACUGCUUGAAAUGCAUUCAGAGGCCAAGACGUUCAUGUUUGACAGAAGCAUCAAACCAAAAUUGUAUAUCAUUAAAAAAAAUAAAUAAAAAAA
Molecule: messenger RNA, 3631 nt
Organism: Polyodon spathula (Mississippi paddlefish)
Lineage: Eukaryota; Metazoa; Chordata; Actinopteri; Acipenseriformes; Polyodontidae
Product: protein O-GlcNAcase
Exons: 14
Coding region: 570-2837 (755 amino acids)
Biological process (GO): glycoprotein metabolic process
Molecular function (GO): beta-N-acetylglucosaminidase activity
Source: RefSeq, a predicted model, not a curated record